Messenger RNA from Didymodactylos carnosus, 1368 nucleotides. The record is from the annotation of a GenBank genome assembly. NCBI's taxonomy places the organism in Eukaryota, Metazoa, Rotifera, Eurotatoria, Philodinida, Philodinidae.
AAUUUAACUCCAUCUUACAUGCUAUGGAUUAUUAUAAUGGUAUUGUUUUACUUUAAUAGUUUGCUGAUAAUCGUUAAAACCUGUAGAAAGAAAUCCAUUUCCAUGGGAAAGAGAGGCACAACAUCACUGUUAGAGAAAAUCAGAACAGUUGGGAGUGGAGAAGACUGCAGAACCUUGAAAGUAUUGUUAAAACGAAUGGAAAAGUAGAUGCUUAAAAUUGCUGCGAGUCUGACCAAAGAACCAUAUUGUUUUGUAAGUUUGGAAUGUUUUUGUAGCAACCGAGGAAAUUCAGCAUCAAGUGUCGACGAUAUCGACGUGUGUGAUGCGGAAAAUAAGCGUUGUAUCCCUCAUUUCUUUGUAAUGAAAAAUAGAGAAAAACAUCGCCUUUCAAUUUGUUUGACUGUUGAUCACACUAUUUUCAGAUAUUUUUUCACAUAUACCCGUCCAUUACCUAUGACUGGUUUUGACACUGUAUGCUGUUAAUUUCCUUUUAUAAUCGUUCUUUAGUCGGAUUUAUACGGUAAGUCAGUUAUUCUAGAAUUAGAUAAACUUAUAAUCAAACGAAUAUGUGUUGUUGUUGUUGUUAUUAUUAUUAUUUUAGAUUGACCACAAUUAUAUACAUCCUGCUCUCUGUAACCUAUUUUAUUACAGCUGACGAUGAAAACAACAUCAACAAUGAAGUAUAAUUAAUAUUAUUCAUUGUAGCCAUAUUGCAACAAGUAACUGUUGUUCAUUUCAGAUUACUAUAGAAAAAUCAUCAAAAACCAUUCCAGUCGCAAAACAGACAAAUGAGAACUCUCCCCUGCUAACGUCAACAAAAAUUAAUCAUAUUUCCUCCAGUAUAAUUGAUGAUAACCUCUUGUUCAAUGCAAAUGAGUUUAUUCUAACAGAUAGUAAUGUAAGAGAUGCUAUUAUUAAAAAAUCGAUUUUUGUUGCAAGAAACCAAUUGCUUUAAGAUAAUUUUCCGAAAACUCUUACACACACUAAGAUUGAUACUGUUGUGUUUUAUUUUAGGCCAAUCUGUUCAAUAAGGCAGCGGAUAUUGAGACGACUAUCGGUAGAAACUCAGCAAAUGAUGUUCCUACAACAGCUGAAGUGAUUGAAGAUGUUGACUCAAUACAUCAAGACCAGCCAAAACUUAUUGUUCCAGCGGUCGAAGAAAAUGUUACGAGUAUAAUUCAUUUAACUUCUGAACAACAAUCAAAUGUCAAUGCAUCCAUUUUAUCUAAAAAGAAUUUAUCCAGUAUUCAUUCAUUUGAAGAAUGGAAACAAUUGCAUACUGUCGAUUCGACCAGUAAGUUUAAUGUAGUUAUUAUAUGAUUUUAAGACAAGCUCUUUUAUGUUUUAGAAGAAGUAGCUAGUCAAAUA